AGCUACAAGAUGAGUGGAAGAGGCAAAACUGGCGGUAAAACGAGGGCUAAGGCCAAGACUCGUUCAUCCAGGGCUGGACUGCAGUUCCCCGUGGGUCGUGUGCACAGGCUUCUGCGUAAAGGUAAUUACGCCGAGCGCGUCGGUGCCGGCGCUCCGGUUUACUUGGCUGCCGUGCUCGAGUAUCUGACCGCUGAGAUCCUCGAGUUGGCCGGUAACGCCGCCCGUGACAACAAGAAGACCCGUAUCAUUCCCCGCCACCUGCAGCUCGCUGUGCGUAACGACGAGGAGCUGAACAAACUGCUCGGAGGAGUGACCAUCGCUCAGGGAGGUGUACUGCCCAACAUUCAGGCCGUGCUGCUGCCCAAGAAGACUGAGAAGGCCGUCAAGACCAAGUAA
This is a messenger RNA of Tachysurus vachellii, 396 nucleotides long. Its product is annotated as histone H2A. Gene Ontology annotation, molecular function: structural constituent of chromatin; DNA binding; protein heterodimerization activity. The coding region runs from base 10 to 396 and encodes 128 amino acids. The transcript has a single exon. Lineage: Eukaryota; Metazoa; Chordata; Actinopteri; Siluriformes; Bagridae. Gene Ontology annotation, cellular component: nucleosome. The record is from RefSeq and is a predicted model, not a curated record.